UGAAUUUGAAUUAAAUUAAUGCGGAAUGGAGCCAAAUGACAUUAGUGCUGCCCAUCAAAGGGGAACCACUUGACAUAUAAAAUGAUGGCCCGCCAGACGGAAUUCUGUAAAUAUGUUGGGCUUCGUGAUCUUUGUUAUUCUCCUGCACAAUGUGGAUCCACUACUCGCCGUUAGGAUACACUGUCAGAACAUAGAGCGUAUCCACGAGGAGAAUAUCCACCACUGCUGCAAGCAUCCGGAUGGUCACAACGAUGUGACGGAGAGUUGCGCCUUGAAGACCAACUUCCGGCUGCCGUCGCCCGAUGAGGAGGCCGUGGAAGAUGUGACAGUGAACCAGGUAAUGUCCGGCACCUGCUGGGCCAAGUGUGUCUUCGAUCACUUCAAUCUUCUGGAGAACAAUACCCUCGACAUAGCCAAAGUCAGAUCCUACUACAAGAGAUACCACACUAUCGAUCCUGAAUACGAAACUGAAAUGAUGAAUGCCUAUGAAAAGUGUCACUCUAAAUCUGAGACUGCCUUGGAGGAUUUUCUAGCGAUGCCACUUGUGGCGCAAUUCAUGACAACCAAGAUGUGCAAACCGACAGCCAGCAUCAUAAUGUCCUGCGUCAUCUACAAUUUUUUCCACAACUGUCCGAGAAGUCGUUGGGCCCACACCUCGGAGUGCGAGGAGACUCUCGCCUUCACCAAAAAAUGUAAGGAUGCCUUAACAACUAUGUGAAUAAAUAUAUUUUUGAAUGAGGCACAGGGAAAUUUUGCUAAAAAUGUAAUAA
This is a messenger RNA of Drosophila ananassae, 770 nucleotides long. RefSeq lists its product as uncharacterized. The transcript is spliced from 3 exons. Gene Ontology annotation, molecular function: odorant binding. The record is from RefSeq and is a predicted model, not a curated record. NCBI's taxonomy places the organism in Eukaryota, Metazoa, Arthropoda, Insecta, Diptera, Drosophilidae. The coding region runs from base 113 to 718 and encodes 201 amino acids.